This is a messenger RNA of Mucor velutinosus, 447 nucleotides long. It is a transcript of the gene BRX1, whose product is annotated as Ribosome biogenesis protein brx1. Lineage: Eukaryota; Fungi; Mucoromycota; Mucoromycetes; Mucorales; Mucoraceae. The record is from RefSeq and is a predicted model, not a curated record. The coding region runs from base 1 to 447 and encodes 148 amino acids. The transcript has 3 exons.
AUGGCAAAAUCAACAUCAUCCUUUAUUCCGUUUGCAAUCGUCUCGGGGCUCUUUGCUGCUCUAUCUUCAGUGUUUGCAAAGCUUUUCUCUGAUGAAAAAACUGCUGUAUUCCACUCGUACAUCUCGGGACACUUCAAUGCUGUUCCUGAACAUACAUCUCUGUUGAUAACGAGGGGCGUUUGUUUUGCUCUGAUAUUUGGCUGCAAUUCUGUCAUGUGGACUACAUUCACAAAGGCUCUCAACGCUGCAACUUCGUCUGUGCAGGUUUCCAUUGUAAACGGAGCUGUGAAUUUCAGUGCAUCCGCUAUCUUGGGAUAUCUCGUAUUCGAUGAGCCGUUAGCACUAAGAUGGUGGAUUGGCGCCAGUUUCAUCUUGGCUGGUACAUUUUUAUUAUCACAAUCACAAAAGAGAUUAGAGGAAGAAGAGGGCAUGAAAAAACAAAAUUAA